GAAGCAGAAAGCCACUCCUACUCAGUUCAGAUGCAGUGAAACUAAUCUCAGAUCUCAGACUGUCUCUCUCUCAGUCUGCGAGUGCAGGAAAAUGGCAGAGGCCAGUAUUUCAGAAGAUCAGUGCCAAUUCAGCUGUCCAGUCUGUCUGGAUCUGCUGAAGGAUCCAGUGACUAUUCACUGUGGACACAGUUUCUGUAUGGUGUGUAUUAACAGACACUGGGAUAAGGAUGAUCAGAGCGGGGUCUACAGCUGCCCCCAGUGCAGAGAGACCUUCACUCCGAGGCCUGUUCUACGCAGAAACAACAUGAUGGCUGAAAUGUUGGAGAAAGUAAAGAAGCCAGAACUCCAAGCUGCUCCUCCUGCUCACUGUUACGCUGGACCUGGAGAUGUGGAGUGUGAUUUCUGCACUGGGAGGAAACGCAAAGCCAUCAAGUCCUGUUUGGUGUGUGUAGCGUCUCUUUGUGAAGCUCAUCUUAAACCUCAUCUGGAAAUUCCAGCCUUGAUCAGACACAAGCUGGUCAAAGCCUCCACACGACUACAGGAGAAGAUCUGCUCUCAACAUGAUGAAGUGGUCAAGAUCUACUGCCGUACUGACCAAAGCUGCAUCUGUUAUUUGUGUAUGAUGGAUGAACACAAAGGUCAUGAUACAGUUGAAGCUGCAGCAGAAAGAAAAAUGAAAGAGAAUCAGCUGAAGGAGGUUCAGAGGAAAUUCCAGCAGAGACUCCAGGAGAAAGAGAAGAAGCUGCAGGAGCUGAAACAGGCUGUGGUCACUCUUAAGCGCUCUGCAAAGGCAGCAGUGGAGGACAGUGAGAGGAUCUUUACUGAGCUGAUCCGCUCCGUUGAGAAAAAGCGCUCUGAGGUAACAGAGCUGAUCAGAACUCAGGAGAAGAACCAGCUGAGACAAACUGAAGAACUCCUGAAGAACCUGCAGCAGGAGAUUGAUGAUCUAAAGAGGAGAAACACUGAGCUGGAGCAGCUUUCAGUCACAGAGGAUCACAUCCACUUCCUCCAGAGUUUCCAGUCUCUGAGUGUCUCUUCUGGAUGUGAGGACACACCCAGCAUCACUGUCCAUCAACAUCUCUCAUUUGAUGGAGUGAGGAAAUCUCUCUCUGAUCUGAAAGAGAGACUAGAGGAAUUCUGCAAGGAGGAGUUCAGUAAAAUCUCUCCACAUGCUGCAGCAGUUCAGAAGAUUUUAUCCUCAGAGCCAAAAACCAGAGAAGAUUUUCUACAGUCUACAGCAGUUCAGAAGAUUUUACCAUCAGAGCCAAAAAACAGAGAACAUUUUCUACAGUAUUUCUAUCGACUGACUCUGGAUCCCAACACUGUACAUCAUAAACUCAGACUGUUUCAGAAGAACAGAGCUGUAAGGAGCAGAGGAGGAAAGCAGCGUUACUCUGAUCAUCCAGAGAGAUUUGACGACUGGAAGCAGGUGUUGUGUAAGGAAAGUGUGAACGGACGCUGUUACUGGGAGGUCGAGUGGAGCCGUGGGGGAUGGAUGUAUGCAUUCGGUUGGGUGGACAUAUCAGUGUCAUAUAAAGGGAUCAGCAGGAAAGGAGAAGGUGAUGAGAGCAGGUUUGGACGCAACAAUCAGUCCUGGAGGCUGAGGUGUUCUAAGACUCUCACUUUCUGGCACAACAACAUUCCGACUGUGCUCUCAGGUCCAUCAUCCUCCAGAAUAGGAGUGUAUGUAGAUCACAGUGCAGGAACUCUGUCUUUCUACAGCGUCUCUGACACAAUGACCCUCCUACACACAGUCCACACCACAUUUACUCAGCCUCUCUACGCUGGGUUUGAGGUUGGGCCGGGUUCAUCACUUAAACUGUGUGACUCAGUAAUGAAGUACAGAAAAAGAGAGAAAAUUAUCAAGUUAGCUUGAAAAAGCCAACUUGCUGUUCUACUUAAUCAUCGUAUUCUUACUAUUCUGUGCUCAAAAAACAAAAUGUUUCCUGUCCCACCGUUUUCGAGCCAGAACCAUGAAACUUUACAGAAUCGUAGGUCCCAUACCCAUGCUUGUGCUUUUCUGAGUAAUCAGACGUACGGUUUUCGUAAAAUGAUUGUUCAAAGAUGAUUUUUUUCCCAUAGGAAAUGAAUGGCAGAAUGUUUGACACUCAUACACAGUACAUACAAACUCACAGCAUAAUGCACAGCAAUAACAGCUGGAAUUGCAUUUAAGGUAUUACUGAAUUUAAGGUGGCACUGAAUUUAAGGUGGCACUGAAAUUAAGGUGGCAGUAAAUUUAAGGUGAAACUGCACUUAAGAUAGCACUCAAUUUAAGGUGGCACAGCAUUUAAGGUGACACUGAAUUUAUGCUGGAAUUGCAUUUAAGGUAAUACCAAAUUUAAGGUGGCACUGAAUUUAAGGUAGCACUGAAUUUAAGGUUGCACCGCAUAUAAGGUAUCACUGAAUUUAAGGUGGCACUGAAUUCAAGGUGGAAUUGCAUUUAAGGUAGCAAUGAAAUUAAGGUGGCAGUAAAUUUAAGAUGGAACUGCACUGAAGAUAGCACUCAAUUUACGAUGGUACUGCAUUUAAGGUGGCACUGAAUUUGAUAUGGAAUUACAUUUAAGGUAGCACUGCAAUUAAGGUGGCAGUAAAUUUAAGGUGAAACUACACUUAAGAUAGCACUCAAUUUAAGGUGGCACAGCAUUUAAGGUGGCACUAUAUUUAAGUGGGAAUUGCAUGUAAGGAAUACUGAAUUUAAAGUGGCAUUGAAUUUAAGGUAUCAGUGAAUUUAAGGUGGCACUGAUUUUAAGGUGGAACUGUGCAUUUAAGGUAGCAACGAAAUCCAUUGAACCUUGGACACCGUGGCAACUGCCUAGCAACAUCUAAGUAACACUUUAGCAACCAUCAACAGUCUUCCUUCAUUUUAACGUUUUAACGUAAUUAGCUUAAAGUUCGUUCACAAACUUUCCCUUUCUAGUUUUAUGUUCUAAAACUAAAUACUUCAU
Messenger RNA from Colossoma macropomum (tambaqui), 2945 nucleotides. Its product is annotated as tripartite motif-containing protein 16-like. The transcript is spliced from 7 exons. The record is from RefSeq and is a predicted model, not a curated record. The coding region runs from base 92 to 1876 and encodes 594 amino acids. Lineage: Eukaryota; Metazoa; Chordata; Actinopteri; Characiformes; Serrasalmidae. Gene Ontology annotation, molecular function: zinc ion binding; protein binding.